AUGGAAGAGCUCAAGGACUGGUCAUUUUACAGAGAUGUCCAUGCCGAGUUUGUUGCUACUCUUUUAUUCCUUCACGUAUUAAUUGCCACUGUUAUUGUAUACAAAAGGCAAACAAGUCCCUGUGAUGGUGUUGGUCCCCUCGGCGGCAUCAUCUUUGUUCUCGUCUACUGCACCGCCGGAAUAUCUGGUGGUCCCAUUAAUCCGGCAGUAAUGAUGGGGUUGUUUGUGGCGACGAAGGUUCCAUUGGUUCGAGCCGUGGCCUACAUGGUGGCUCAGUGUUUGAGAGUUAUCUUGGUGUAG
Molecule: messenger RNA, 300 nt
Organism: Hibiscus syriacus
Lineage: Eukaryota; Viridiplantae; Streptophyta; Magnoliopsida; Malvales; Malvaceae
Product: aquaporin PIP2-7-like
Exons: 2
Coding region: 1-300 (99 amino acids)
Biological process (GO): transmembrane transport
Cellular component (GO): plasma membrane
Molecular function (GO): water channel activity
Source: RefSeq, a predicted model, not a curated record